Molecule: messenger RNA, 1631 nt
Organism: Callithrix jacchus (white-tufted-ear marmoset)
Lineage: Eukaryota; Metazoa; Chordata; Mammalia; Primates; Cebidae
Source: RefSeq, a predicted model, not a curated record
ACCAGGUUUAAAGAGAAAACCCCUGUCUCUAACCCCCAUUCCCAGGGUGAGCUCACUCUCUGGCAUCAAGUUCCCCAUGUUGAGUGUCCUUGUACAAGCGUCCAAGGGGAGAGGUAAGGAGAGUAGGAGGCAGGGAGUCCAGUUCAGGGAGGGGGAUUCCAAGACAAGAAGUGAAGGGGAGGAGCUGGGCGCAGCCUGGGGGUCUCUCCCUGGUUUCCACAGACAGAUCCUUGGCCAGGACUCAGGUAGACAGUGUGACAAAGAAGCCUGAUGUAGGAGAAGAGGGAUAGGGACAAAGUCCCAGGUCCCGGCAGUGGCUCAGGGUGUUGCGCUCCAAAGUGCACGCCACGAGUCCGUGCACAUUAUCACUGAGGAGGCGCAGCGUUGGAGAUUCCACACUAGCCUGAGUUUUCACUUCUCCCAGACUGUGUAGGGUCCUUCCUCCAGGAUACUCAAGACUCCGCCUAAGUUCCCACUUCCACCGGGUGUCGGGUUUCUAGACAAGCCAAUCAACGUCGCCGUGGUCCCGGUUCUGAAGUUCCCAGUCAUCCACUGGGACUCAGCUUCUCCCCAGACACCAAGGAUGGAGGUCAUGGGGGACCAAACCCUCCUCCUGCUGCUCUCGGGGCCCAUGGCCCUGACCCAGACCUGGGCGGGCUCCCACUCCAUGAGGUAUUUCAACACUGCUAUGUCCCGGCCAGGCUGCGGGGAGCCCCGGUACUUCGAAGUCGGCUACGUGGACAACACGCAGUUCGUGCGGUUUGACAGCGACGCCGCGAGUCCGAGGAUGGAGCCGCGGGCGCCGUGGGUGGAGCGAGGGCCGGAGUACUGGGACCCGGAGGCGCAGAAAGCCAAGGCCGCCGCACAGAAUUUCCGAGGGAACCGGCGGACCCUGCGCGGCCACUACAACUAGAGCGGGCCGUAACCCCCAAGACACGUGACCCACCACCCCUUCUCUGACCAUGAGCUGAGGUGCUGGGCCCUGGGCUUCUACCCUGCAAAGAUCACAUUGACUUGGCAGCAGGAUGGGGAGGACCAAACUCAGGACACCAAGCUUGUGGAGACCAGGUCAGCAGGGGAUGGAACCUUCCAGAAGUGGGCGGCUGUGGUGGUGCCUUCUGGAGAAGAGCAGAUACACACGUGCCAUGGGCAGCACGAGGGGCUGUCAGAGCCCCUCAUGCUGAGAUGGGGCAGCAACACCGCCCAGGGCUCUGAUGUGUCUCUCAGGGCUUGUAAGCUUGAGACAGCUGCCUUGUGUGGGACUGAGACGCAGGAUUUCUUCACGCCUCUCUCCAUGACUUCAAGAGCCUCUGGCAUCUCUUUCUACAAAGGCAUCUCAAUGUGUCUGUGUCCCUGUUAGCAGAAAGUGAGGAGGUGGAGAGACAACCCACCCCGUGUCCACCAUGUUCCCUCCCCAGUCAUCUUUCCUGUUCCAGAGAGGUGGGGCUGGGUGCCUCCAUCUCUGUCUCAACUUCAUGGUGCACUGAGCUGCAACCUCUUACUUCCCUACUGAAAAUGAGAAUCUGAAGAUAAAUGUGUUUUCUCAAAUAUUUGCCAUGAGAAGUUGAUGGGUUAAUUAGUCAAUUCCUAAAAUUUGAGAGAGGAAAUAAAGACCUGAGAACCUUCCAGAA